Messenger RNA from Cylas formicarius (sweet potato weevil), 775 nucleotides. Its product is annotated as ubiquitin-conjugating enzyme E2 W. NCBI's taxonomy places the organism in Eukaryota, Metazoa, Arthropoda, Insecta, Coleoptera, Brentidae. The record is from RefSeq and is a predicted model, not a curated record. The transcript is spliced from 4 exons. The coding region runs from base 184 to 648 and encodes 154 amino acids.
ACAAACGCAAACGUCACUUUUUGACAAGGGUUUCGCCAAAACGAAUUUCAGGGCUAUUUGCCUUGAAAUCUCACGUUCGAAGCCUUUGUUGUACGCCGACAUGAAGUCGAACGGCUUUUAGAACAGUUUCGGCGAAUAUAUACCUAGAUAUUAUGAUUUCAAAAGAGAGAAAAUAAAAUAGUUAUGACAGAAAUGUCGCCAUCAGAGAGACGUUUGCAAAAAGAGUUAAUGUCUCUUAUAAAAGAUCCACCGCCGGGGGUUUCGGUAGAUGCUGAUCAAGCUGGACAAAAUUUGUUGCAAUGGAUUAUUCGUAUGGAGGGAGCCACAGGUACUUUAUAUGAGGGCGAGAGUUUCCAGUUGCAAUUUAAGUUCAGUUACAAGUACCCAUUUGAUUCGCCUGAAGUUAUUUUUGUGGGUAACAACAUUCCCGUGCACCCUCAUGUGUACAGUAACGGCCACAUAUGCCUAUCAAUUUUGACUGACGAUUGGUCCCCUGCGCUUAGUGUUCAGUCAGUAUGCCUUUCAAUUAUAUCUAUGCUCAGUAGCUGCAAAGAGAAGCAAAGGCCGCCAGAUAAUGCCUUUUAUGUUAAAACUUGUAAUAAAAAUCCAAAGAAAACCAAAUGGUGGUAUCAUGAUGAUUCAGUCUAGUUCAUUCGGAGAUCAAAAUUUAAAGUACUUUCAUUUAUUUUUGCUCUUAGUUCUUUAUGUUAUUAUAUUUUAUAAAAUUAAUAUUAUAUUGGAUUGGAUAAUUAAAUCAGUUAUAAUGAUGUCUGUA